AUGAGCGAUCGAGGUUGCUACCUAUGCGAAGUGAAUACAGAACCAUCCAGCACCAUUUACGCAGUCUUUCUUGAUGUUCAAGAACCUCCACCACCACCACCUGCUGCUCACAAGAAGGGCACUCUUCUAAUGGCGAACAUGGCCGGUGAUGAGGUGCUUCUGAAUUGUACGGUAUCAGUUGGCGGCGAACCAGCAGCUGACGAGGAUGAUGUCGUAUGGACUCGUGAUGGUAAAGCGAUGAAUCUCAACGAUACCAACAAAUACAUCUGGAAGGUGAAGCGAUCAGCUGGAGUAGUCGUGUAUACGGUCCGAAUUCGUAAAGCAACUAUGGAAGACGACGGCGACUACGCCUGUGAAAGUCGGCAUCAGCGAGCCAGCCAAAUCGUUCAUGUCAAUAAAGCCGAAGCUCAGCGAAGUUCAUCGCUGUCAUUGGCGAUGCUGUCAACUCAACUCACAGUCCUUAUGAUUGCUGGGCGAAUUUUGUGA
Ostertagia ostertagi is the source of this 486-nucleotide messenger RNA. The record is from the annotation of a GenBank genome assembly. NCBI's taxonomy places the organism in Eukaryota, Metazoa, Nematoda, Chromadorea, Rhabditida, Trichostrongylidae.